CCAUCUUUCUUUUCUCUCUCACGCUAGACGGUGAAGGUGUAACAAUAUUCGGUCGUCCCGAAUCCGGGUUCAUCCGACACCCUCACUGAAUCGAGCUGAACUGACUGAGUCGCUUCUACUGCAGCAACAUGCCUCCUAAAUGCGACCCAAAUGAAAUCAAAGUCGUGUUCAUGAGGUGCACAGGAGGAGAAGUUGGUGCCACCUCUGCUCUGGCCCCCAAAAUCGGCCCCUUGGGUCUGUCUCCCAAGAAAGUGGGUGACGACAUCGCCAAGGCGACCGGUGACUGGAAGGGCCUGAGAAUCACUGUCAAGCUGACCAUCCAGAACAGGCAGGCAGCGAUUGAGGUGGUGCCCUCUGCCUCCGCCCUCAUCAUCAAGGCCCUGAAGGAGCCUCCCCGUGACAGGAAGAAGGUCAAAAACAUCAAACACAGCGGCAGCGUGACCUUGGAUGAGAUCAUCGGCAUCGCCCGUGUGAUGAGGCCUCGCUCCAUCGCCAGGGAGCUGUCCGGCACAAUUAAGGAAAUCCUGGGCACCGCCCAAUCAGUGGGCUGCACCAUUGAUGGGCGUGCUCCCCAUGAUGUCAUCGAUGACAUCAACAGUGGGAAAGUGGAGUGCCCUUCUGAGUAAAUCAAUGGACCAAAAGACAAGAAAAUAAAAAUGAUCAAAAAGGCA
Messenger RNA from Conger conger (European conger), 671 nucleotides. It is a transcript of the gene rpl12, whose product is annotated as ribosomal protein L12. Gene Ontology annotation, molecular function: large ribosomal subunit rRNA binding; structural constituent of ribosome. NCBI's taxonomy places the organism in Eukaryota, Metazoa, Chordata, Actinopteri, Anguilliformes, Congridae. The transcript has 7 exons. The record is from RefSeq and is a predicted model, not a curated record. Bases 129 to 626 code for a protein of 165 amino acids. Gene Ontology annotation, biological process: translation. Gene Ontology annotation, cellular component: ribosome; cytosolic large ribosomal subunit.